Molecule: messenger RNA, 567 nt
Organism: Penicillium egyptiacum
Lineage: Eukaryota; Fungi; Ascomycota; Eurotiomycetes; Eurotiales; Aspergillaceae
Source: the annotation of a GenBank genome assembly
AUGGCAGCCAGGGCCACUCUAUCCCAUGACGAUUACACGGUCGGGUGGAUAUGCGCUUUACCCCUGGAGAUGGCGGCCGCAAAGCUGAUGUUGGACGCAAUACACCCAAGUCUGCCUCGCCCGCCGACGGAUCAAAAUACGUAUAUUCUGGGAAAUAUCGGGGAUCGCAACGUCGUUAUUGCCUGUUUGCCAAGUGGCGCAUAUGGCAUCGUAUCAGCUGUAACGGUCGCGACGCAAUUGCUCUCGAGUUUCCGCUCUAUCCGGUUCGGUCUGAUGGUCGGUAUUGGUGGAGGAGUACUAAACGGCAACGCAGACAUUCGACUUGGCGAUAUCGUGGUGAGCCAGCCAACGGACACAUCUGGAGGCGUGAUCCAAUACGACCUCGGUAAAGUGUUAAGCGGUGGUCAAUUCCAGCGGAUAGGGAUACUUAACCGGCCUCCCAAGGUCCUGCUGACUGCCCUCGCUACACUUCAAGCCCACCACUUCACGGAAGAAAGUCGAAUUCUUGAAUUCAUUUCUGAGGUCCGAGCUAAAAUGACGCCGCGUAUAGCUGCAAAUUUUAUAUAA